AUGCUCGUAUAUCGUGCGUUCUUGCAUCGUCUUUCUAGAUUUCCUGGUCCGUUCCUGGCCCGACUGUCUAAUUUCUAUGUCACUGCCCUAUCGGGAAAAAAGUUACAGCUGUGCGAUGAAAUUCAAAAGCUCCACCAGCAAUAUGGCGAUUACGUUCGUAUCGGUCCUACUGAGAUUUCUAUCAUUGACCCAGCUGCCAUCAAAGUUAUUCAUGGUACAGCCUCCAAGUUUGAAAAGGGUCCCUGGUACACGGUCAUCGAACCCAGAACGUCUCUUCAGACAGAAAGAAAUAAAUCGAUCCACGCUCAGAGAAGAAAGGUCUGGGACCGGGGCUUCAGCACCCGAGCGCUUCGCGAUUAUGAGCCACGGAUUACCCUCUAUACAGACCAAUUAAUUGCUGGAAUUGAGAAGAAUGUUGGAUCUCCCAUGAACAUCACUCCUUGGUUCAACUAUUACAGUUUCGAUGUGAUGGGAGAUAUGGCAUUUGGUCACUCAUUCGACAUGCUUCUUACUGGAGAAGACUCUUAUAUUUUACGACAAGUGCAUGAUGAUAUGAAGAAGAUUGGACUUUUCAGUCACUUGACCUGGCUAUUUCCUUUCGUCAAAAGGACACCAGGAGUAAAUAAAGACUACCUGAAGCUAUGGAAGUGGAUGACUUCUCGUGUUGAACACCGGAUACAGAACCCACCAGAGAUACCCGAUCUGUUCUCGUGGAUUUUGAAGGCGUUUGACGAAGGUCCAAAAUCCGAGCAGGAUCACCUGAACCUCCAGGGUGAUGCAUAUCUGAUUGUCGUUGCUGGCAGUGAUACCACUGCUGCUACCCUGACCAAUAUUCUAUUCCAUCUUGUCAACAACCAAGCGCUAUACAAGGAGCUCCAGACUGAAUUAGAUUCAUUCCUGCCCGAACUGUCCUACGACAAACUGACAAGCUCUAAGCUCCUCGACGCUGUGAUCAAUGAAACACUCCGAUUGCAUCCAGCAGUACCAUCCGGCGUUCAACGCGUGACUCCAGCCGAGGGAGUCAAAAUCGGCGAGACAUACGUUCCUGGAAACACCAUUGUUGCUAUACCCUUGCAUACCUUGUUUAGGGACGAGCGUCUCUUCCCUCGACCAAACGAGUUCCUACCUGAACGAUGGAUGGCACAGUCUGAACUUGUCAAAGAUCCAUCUGUAUUUAUUCCAUUUUACACCGGUCCGUAUUCUUGUGUCGGGAAGCAACUUGCUCUCAUGGAGCUUCGUCGUGUCACUGCGAAAAUCGUCACUCGGUAUGAUGUGUCGUUUGCGGAGGGCCAGAGUGAAAUGGACUAUCUGGAUGGGUUCCGGGAUGCUUUCACUACUGUUCCUGCGUCUUUGAAAGUGGUGUUUACCAAGCGGGAAGAGUGUUAA
Messenger RNA from Penicillium nucicola, 1386 nucleotides. Its product is annotated as cytochrome P450. The record is from RefSeq and is a predicted model, not a curated record. Bases 1 to 1386 code for a protein of 461 amino acids. Gene Ontology annotation, molecular function: heme binding; oxidoreductase activity, acting on paired donors, with incorporation or reduction of molecular oxygen; iron ion binding. NCBI's taxonomy places the organism in Eukaryota, Fungi, Ascomycota, Eurotiomycetes, Eurotiales, Aspergillaceae. The transcript is spliced from 7 exons.